AUGGCGAAUCCUGUGAAUAUUUCCCAGGAGAGAUGGAAUUCAGAGACAUAUUUAACAAUUCCUAAGGAAAAAGGCUGCCUCUGUCGACCAGUUAUUAUCGACAUCAGGAAGACAUAUUUUGGAAUUUUUCCUAAAGAGCGUGACUCGGCAUCUCGAGAUGUGGAUCUCCUAAAGAGGACUUUUAAACAGCUGGGUUUCCUGGAGCCUCACAUUAUCAGCACACUUGACCCAGAUUCUGAUAAAUAUGAUCAUCCUUUAUAUUCAGUGGAAAAUCUUAAAAGGAAGUUGGUCAGCAUAGCAAGAAGUCCAGAGUUUACCAGUGAUGCAGAAAUAUUUCUCCUUGUUGUUUUAGCUUUUGGGGAAUAUGGAUAUUUUUAUUUACCCAAUUAUCCAAUCAGCAAUUUUCAGCAGAGAGAACCAAUACCAGCCAAAUUUUCCACAACUCUCUUGAUGUCACAUUUUAAUGGAAACAACUGCCGUAAUUUGGCUCUGAAACCCAAAAUAUUUCUUGUCCAGACCUGCAAUGCUCAGCUGGCCCAGAAGGACAGGUCUUUGUUUAUGGAUGGAAUCUCCCCACCUCCUCUAGCUACAGUCCCUAUAGAGGCGGAUCUUCUACUUUAUCAUUCAGAAGUUUCAGGUGGAUAUACCAGCAAAAUGAAGAAAGAAACCAGAGAGAAUCUUGGAUCAGUCAUUGACCAGGGAGAUAGGAAUGGGGGUGGGGAUGAGAGGGAGACCCAGGCCUGUCAGUUUGUGUAUACCUUGUACAAGGAGGUAGAGGCAUUGGCUGGCCAGCAGAAGGAUUUUGAGUUGACUGAUUUAAUCCUGGGAGUGAACAGAUCCCUAAUGGAGUUCAUUGAUAAGGAACAUUACAGGUCUGAUGAAGACAACAAGCCAUGGACCAUAGAGCCAAUGAUUCCAAUCUGUGUGGACCAGCUGACCAAAAGAUUGGUGCUCAGAACAAACCUAGGCUAAUAUGUGAUCAUGAUUGGUCUUCCGAGUGUUUACACUACCUGUCAAAAUUAUGCAUUGUCCAACAACUAUUGAAUUUGAAUUUGAACAGAUUUUAUUAUGCAAGUAUAUAAUUACAUAAAUGGAUUAGGCAGCAGGCAAUGCCUAUGUAAGCCUUUUCCAUAAACUAUUGCCUGCAAACACUGUUGCUGAGAACAAACCCUGGCUUACAUGUAAUUAUCGGUCUUUUUGAGUGUUUACAAAAUCUGCCAAAAUUUCUUUGCAAAAAUUGUUACAUUACAGCAUUGCCUACAAACAAUUGGUGCUGAGAAUGAAUCUUGGCUUAGAUGUAAUCUAUGGUCUCUUCAUGGUUUACAAAACCUGCAAAUCGUACUUCAAUCAAAACUGCUUUACCAAACUAUUCCCUUACAAACAAAUACCUAAUCCUGUAAUUAUAAUCUGAAAGGAACAGAUGUUGAAUUGUAAAUGUCAAAUUUCAUUUAUUUAUAUUUUUUAUCAAAAUGCAUUAAAAUAAGAAAUAUUUGUUUCUAACCAAGUUUGUCGAUAAAUAUAUGAAAUAUAUAUUUUUAUAUUUCCUUACAUUUUUGUUGAAAAACACUAAUUAAUGUCAUAUUCAUACAAUUCAGUGAGCGAGAUUGUUUUAUCAACAAAUAUUUUUAUUUAAGAGUUUUGAAAGAAUUACCCGGUAUUAGUGAAGAAAAAACUUUUUUUUUUAUUUUUCAAAAUGUUUAUAUUGGUAACUUGUAUACAACUCUAUGCAAUUUAUUAGAAAAUGAAUUAAAUCACACAAUUUUAUCUGAUGUCAAGACUUUUUAUACAUACGUAUAUCUAGUAUAUAUCUAUAUAAUGAGAGUCUCUUAUGACCCCUUAUAAAUGGAUAUUUUGAUUUUAAUUUAUUUGCACAUGUAUUAAAUUUAUAACUCUUGAGAAAGUUUUAUUUUCAUAAAAAAUGUGUAGUCCAAGAAAGAUAAUAAACAGAAAAAAAUUUGUUCCAUCCGCAAUUUUUGUUUCUAUAAGUAAAUAAAAAUGUACAAUUUUGUCUGGUUCAGAAUGAAUUACAAAUUCUUUAACGUCAUAUAUUACCAUUAAAUGCAAACAAAUGAGACAAAUCCCAAAUCAACUCUUGUAUAAAAUAAAAAAUCAAUCCACCAUGGUCACUCAUAAAAAUAUGUUGGGAGGCAAGUUGAAUCUUGAUAUUAAUUAAUAUAGUUCUUCAUUAAUAUAUAUUUGUACAAGCCAUCCUUAUUACAUGUACUUGUAUUGGAUUUUAAUAAAUUGUUUUUAAAAAAUGCAA
Molecule: messenger RNA, 2263 nt
Organism: Magallana angulata
Lineage: Eukaryota; Metazoa; Mollusca; Bivalvia; Ostreida; Ostreidae
Product: caspase-7-like
Exons: 4
Coding region: 1-972 (323 amino acids)
Biological process (GO): proteolysis
Molecular function (GO): cysteine-type endopeptidase activity
Source: RefSeq, a predicted model, not a curated record